AUGAGCGGCAAGUCGCGCAUCAGGAGGAUCCUGGUCUGCGUCGACGGGACCUUCUACAACCCGGACGGAAAAGAAGGUGAGAAUCGCCACCACGGCUAUGAGAACAUCCCCCCGUCGCAAGCUGUGUUAACCGCGAAUCGCAUAGGCAAGGGCGCCGGCAACAACACCAAUGUCUUCCGCAUCUUUGCCUCGGUGAGGUUCGGCAAGUUUAUCGAUGAGAACGGCAACGAGGUCGAGCAGAUCCCGAAAUACUUCCCCGGAAUCGGGCUCGAAAAGCCGACGUUGACAAAAUACAAGGACGGCUACUCAGGGAGUCCCUGCAAGGACCUUAUCGAGGAAGUCUUUUACUACUGCUGCACUCAGAUCAAGUCGAGCGAGGACGAGGUAUGGCUGUACGGCUUCAGCCGCGGAGCAUACGUCGUUCGAGCGGUGGCUUCUCUGCUGCACAACAACACGCUCAAGGAAGAGGCCGCCCUCGCAGCAGACAAGUCGAUCUGGAAACGGAUAACACGCCUGGGUCCUCGGAAAAAGAACCCCGCCGGCGAGGGCAUGAACGGGCAGAAGUUCUUGCUUGGCCAGGAGAACGGCCGCGAACCCCCGGUGAUCAAGCUGCUGGGUCUGUUCGACACGGUCAAGCAGUACAAGGACGACGACGAGUUCGACAUCUCCCAUGUCAGCUCCAUAAAGAAUGUUCGACACGCCUUGGCAAUGAACGAAGCAAGGCCGCCGUUCCAACCCGUCAUGUACGAAGCCCGCGAUGAGACGAGUCUCGAAAAGCGAGAGGGGUCGUACCUCCAGGCCUGGUUCGUGGGCGCCCACGGAGACAUGGGCGGCGGCGGCGUCGACGACGGCCUCUCCCUGUACCCCCUCCAGUGGAUGCUGAACGAGAGCCGGGACCUCGGCCUGGUACUCGAGUACAACCCGCGCCCCCAGCUGAAAGAUCUUAUCCAGGACCCUUUGAAGCUGGCGUUCCCGAGCCCGCCGCCGCUCAACCUGGUCGUCGAUUCGAAGCAGCCCGACGAGCCUCAGCCGUGGACGUACAGGUACUCCAACGGGGUCGAGGCCACGAUGUACGAUCUCCGGCGGUCCCAUCGACACGGGAAUCUGCAGGCGAUACUGCAUAACAAACUGAAGAAGCAGGGGCCGCGAAGGGCCACGCACAACGUCCAGCUGAACCGCAGCAUGCUCGGGACCUUGACAACUCUCGGCAAGAGGAAGGUGUUUGAUACGGCAUCUCAAAGCCUCGAGGGAUACGAAAAGACAUCCGGCGACGUAACCAUCAUACACCCGUCCGUCUACUUUCUACUGGAUACGUACCCCAUGCUCGGAAUCAAGGAGGCUCUCCAGGGUUUUGGCGAACAGCUGAAGUCAUUCAAGAGGGACUCGAUGACGUUUGUCUCGAGCGAGCAGGACAUGCCCUUCGACCCUUGGGUCAGAGACAUCCUCCCGGAACACUCGACCUGCAGGAUCCUCAUCUGUGGCAAUACCGGAGUCGGCAAAUCCACUCUACUGAACAAGGUGUUUGGCUUGCCAAUGACCCAGGAAAACUCAGACCAGAGAGGCGAGCACAACAUCGAGGACGGCUUCGAGUCGGAUCAGCACCCGGGCAUCAUCAUCCACGACUCGGAGGGGUUCCAGGCCGGGAACAAGAAGGAGUUGGCCGUGUUCAAAAAGUUCCUGAGGAAGCGGGCCGAGAGCAAGGACCUACGAGAUCAGCUUCACGCGAUAUGGCUUUGCAUCGACACGGACACCGAUCGUCCUGUGCAGUCAGCUCUCGCCAACGUCCUCCAGGAGGUGUCCAAGAGCGCGCCCGGGACGCCGCUCGUGAUCGUGGGAACCAAGAAGGACAAGUUCCUCAAGCUGCGCCGGCUGGACGAUCACUCCGAAAAGACGGCGGACGAUGCUGGGAAGAAAGGACAAGAGGAGGUCGAACAGGACCUGCUUUCGGUCCGAGAAGCCCUGUUCAGGAGCAAGUUCGAGACGGAGGCCGAGACAUGCGAUAUAUGGCCUCAACUGAACGCCAAAUUCGCCUUUGUGUCCCGCUACGACCAGCAGUCCAUCAAAGAGCUGAUACGCAAGACGACGGGCUCCUUUGGCGACGCGGUGACGUCCGAGGCCAUGAUCGCCGCGCAGAUCCCCGACGUCGACGCCAAGAUAGACCAGGCGGUCGAGAAGACGCUGCGGCUCCUGCGGACGGCGGUGAACACGGCGUCGCUGGGCGCGGGCCUCGGGCUCACGUCGUACGUGGCGACGCCGUCCAUCUCGCGGCACCUCUGCCACGAGAUCGCGCACGGGUGCUUCGGCAUGCCGGCGGCCAAGGUGGACGAGGUCAACUCGGUGCUGAGCCGGCUCGUGUGGGCGAACCUGUCGUCCUUCAUGGCGCAGACGCUCGGCCAGUUCAGCGUCAUCUGGGGCGGCAUCGCGUUCCUGACGGCCACGACGGUGGUGGGCAGCAUCCCGCUCAUCGUCGGCGCGCCGCUGUUCGAGGCGCCGGCGGCGGCGCGCAUGGUCAUCAAGUGCGCGUGCGACAUGAUCCUCAUCCUCGCCGACGCCUUCCGCGCGGGCGGCAAGAGCGCGAGCCGGGCAGCGAUCGAGGCCGCGACGGCCGCCUACACCAAGAACCGGAUCCCGGUGGCCGAGGGCGGCGGCGAGGGCGGCCCGGGGCCGGUGGGAGGCGCGCGCGUGCUCCGGUCCCGUCGGCGGCUCGUGCACCAGGAGGUCAACAAGCUCAUCCCGCUGGUGUCGAGCGUCGCCAUGGAGGCGCUGCGCAAGAGGAGCGCGUCGGUGGCCAUGGGCGCGUACCGGCAGAAGAGCGUGUCGGAAUACCGGGACGGCAUGACGAGUAUCCUGGCCAAGUACGGCAGCGCGAGUCACGAAGCGGCGGCCACUGACGGGCUCGAGCUGGACGGGGCCGACGCUGCCUCCAUCGGUUCGGCCACGUUGUACUCGGAGUCGGCAUACUUUGAUAUUUCCGAGGACAAGGAGGAGAUGAAGCAGUUCCUGGGUGAAAAAGACGGGGAGGAGGAUGUGGUGGUAAACGAGAGAGGGAAGAUUGGGCCGCAAAGAGUCGAUAUUCAUGUAUGA
Molecule: messenger RNA, 3084 nt
Organism: Colletotrichum higginsianum IMI 349063
Lineage: Eukaryota; Fungi; Ascomycota; Sordariomycetes; Glomerellales; Glomerellaceae
Product: Peptidoglycan binding domain protein
Exons: 9
Coding region: 1-3084 (1027 amino acids)
Molecular function (GO): GTP binding
Source: RefSeq, a predicted model, not a curated record